Molecule: messenger RNA, 1869 nt
Organism: Penicillium maclennaniae
Lineage: Eukaryota; Fungi; Ascomycota; Eurotiomycetes; Eurotiales; Aspergillaceae
Product: glycerol kinase
Exons: 4
Coding region: 1-1869 (622 amino acids)
Biological process (GO): glycerol metabolic process; triglyceride metabolic process; glycerol-3-phosphate biosynthetic process
Cellular component (GO): mitochondrion
Molecular function (GO): glycerol kinase activity
Source: RefSeq, a predicted model, not a curated record
AUGCAGUCCUCGGAGAUCUUUAUCGGCUCAAUCGACCAGGGCACAACUAGCACCCGGUUCCUCAUUUUCAAUCGAGAUGGAGAGCCCGUGGCGUCCCACCAGGUGGAGUUCCCCCAGAUCUAUCCUAAUUCAGGAUGGCACGAACACGAUCCCCUCGAGCUCGUCACCUCGGUAGAGACCUGCAUUGAACAAGCCGUACAAUCAUUUGAAGGACACGGCCACACCCGCGCCAGCAUUAAGUGCGUCGGGAUCACUAACCAACGCGAGACAACCGUAGUCUGGGACCACGAGACUGGCGAACCCCUUUACAAUGCCAUUGUAUGGACCGACACACGCUCACAAGCUAUCGUGACCGAGCUGAAACAACGAGCCGGCGCAUCACAGCUCCAGAGAAUAUGUGGCCUGCCGCUGUCGACCUACUCAUCUGCCACGAAGCUACUGUGGAUGCUAGCUCAUGUACCUCAAGUGAAAGAAGCAUUCGACCGCGGUACUUUAGCGUUUGGAACGGUCGACUCAUGGCUUGUCUAUCGUUUGAAUGGUGGCGUGAGUGCCAACGUCUAUGUCUCGGAUUCGACAAACGCGUCGCGCACAAUGUUCGUCAAUUUGGAGUCUUUACAAUAUGAUGAUACGUUACUAGAUUUCUUUGGGAUCAAAGGAAAGAUUCAUUUGCCCCAAAUUGUGCCUUCAUCGGAUGCUCAUUCUUAUGGUGCUCUUGCAUCAGGCCCUUUAAAGGGUGUGCCAAUAAUGGGAUGUCUUGGUGACCAGUCCUCUGCCUUGGUUGGCCAGAAAGGGUUCUUGCCGGGUAUGGCGAAGAACACAUAUGGUACCGGGUGUUUUCUGCUCUACAACGUUGGUGACAAGCCUGUUUUCUCUACACACGGUCUUUUGGCAACCGUGGCGUACCAUAUUGGUGAGAAGGCUGUGUAUGCCUUAGAGGGAAGUAUUGCUGUUGCGGGGUCGGGGAUCAAGUUCUUACAGAAUAACUUAACCUUCUUUCAGGAGCCAAAAGAUGUCAAUGACUUGGCUCUCUCGGUGGAUGAUAACGGCGGAUGCAUUUUUGUGACGGCUUUUAGCGGUUUGUUUGCACCCUACUGGAUUGAUGAUGCUAAAGGAACAAUCUUCGGAAUUACCCAUUACACCCAAAAAGGCCACAUCGCACGAGCAACACUGGAAGCGACUUGUUUCCAAACCAAAGCGAUCCUAGACGCAAUGGAAAAGGACAGCGGAAAAGCACUCUCCGAGUUGGCCGUGGAUGGAGGAAUGAGCAAUUCAGACUUGGCCAUGCAGACGCAGGCAGACCUUAUUUCAAUCCCCGUCUACCGCCCAAAAAUGCGCGAAACUACAGCUUUAGGUGCCGCAAUUGCAGCCGGUCUUGCAUGUGGCAUCUGGAACAGCUUUGCCGAACUAAGAGAUAUCAAUCGCGCUGGCGGAACCGUAUUCGAGCCAAAAAUCUCUCGUGAAGAGAGCGCAAGAAAAUCUGCAAAUUGGGAAAAAGCCGUACAGAUGUCAAGAGGAUGGGUUGGAGGGAAUGACAUCGACGAGCCUGCCAGCUCCACUAAAGCACCAACAAAUAAGACCCCCGGAGCCUUGGUAGAGAGCCGUGUUGACCCAGUCCUCAAGACUCAAAAGCCAGCCCUUUCAUCGUUGAUAUCGGAUAUUGCGGCGAUGAGCGGAGUGGGUGAAAUGCCCAAAGUGAAGACACGGACAGUGAACGGCGGGCAAUUUUCACCGGCGAAAGCCCCAUUGCUUAGUAUUUCCGGAGAUCUAGAUGAUGACGCCGAUGAAGAAGAUUUGUUCAUGGAGUUAAGGAGGGUGGAGAUUUUGCAGAAGUUGAAAAAAUUGCGUAAAUUGAAGUUGAGCUAUUACUAG